AAAAGCUCUGGCGGAAGAGCUAGCAAGUGAGAGAGAGAGCAGAACGGAGAGAACGCAACUGAGAGACAACAAAAACAACGAAACACGGUUCAGCUGCACCCACUAGUGGUCACCAUCUAAUCCAGCCAGCCAUCCUCGACCUGCGCCAGUGAAAGACGUUACUGGUCCCAGUCCUGCAUACAUCAUCCUAAUCAUCGCCAGAGUCCAGUCACUCGAAGCUAACAACCAACUAACGACAGAGAAAUCCGAGCACAAGUCUCAGUUUUUUAAGGGGUUCUGAGAUGGGCAAGAAAGACAAGAACAAGGAACCGGCGGACGCUGCACCAGCUGGCGAUGCACCACCAAAUGCCGGAGCCCCGGCCGGAGAGGGCGGCGAUGGCGAGAUUGUGGGCGGGCCACACAAUCCGCAGCAGAUUGCGGCACAGAAGCGUUUGCAGCAGACGCAGGCGCAGGUUGAUGAGGUCGUGGACAUCAUGCGCACGAAUGUGGAGAAGGUGCUGGAGCGCGACAGUAAGCUGUCGGAGCUGGACGAUCGUGCCGAUGCCUUGCAGCAGGGUGCCUCGCAGUUCGAGCAGCAGGCGGGCAAGCUUAAGAGGAAAUUCUGGCUGCAGAAUUUGAAGAUGAUGAUCAUCAUGGGAGUGAUUGGCCUGGUUGUCGUGGGCAUCAUUGCAAAUAAACUUGGCCUCAUAGGCGGGGAGCAGCCGCCGCAGUACCAGUAUCCCCCGCAGUACAUGCAGCCACCGCCGCCGCCGCCGCAGCAGCAGCCCGCCGGCCAGUCGUCGCUGGUGGAUGAUGGAGGAGCAGGCGCUGGAGGAGCAGGAGUAGCAGCAGGCGGCGACCAUGGAGGCGUAUAAGUGUCCCGUAUCCUGGCUGCAUUGACGAACGUUUCUCGAUGAUAAGAUGACACCACCACCACCCCAGUGGCGGCGGCGAAACAACAACAAAACCCAAAUCCCAAAAAGGAAAUCUCAGUUAAACUAGAAAAUCUCGAGAAUUGCAUGGAACUCAGUAAUAAUUUCCACUUUAACGAUGAGCAGGAGAGGUUUUAAGUACUUACGUCAUAAUAUUAAUACUAAAUCUAAAAGGGAAGACGGACGCUCCGGACAAAUUAAAGUUGUUGCUAAUUUGUUUAUGGUUACAUUAUUUCAUGCAUAAAAAAGCGGUAUAUAUAUAUAAAUAUAACAUAAAAAUAUAAAUAUAAAUAUAAAUAUAUGAAACUUGAAUAUUACGAGUAACCCCGAAAACAAAACCGAAACCAAAAACCAACCAAAAUCUCAUACUUAUACUAUACGGAACUGGAAUCUCUGCGCUGCACUGGCAACAAGGAGCGCCAGUGUCAGAAGGAGAGCCAGGCGGUCGCUUUCCAAUGUUCGCAGCUCUUUGAACUCAGUUUCCUUAGCAAAAAAUCUAGAAAAGACAAGUAAAGAACGGAACUAUUUCGGAACAGGCGGCAGAAACCAAAGAAAUCUAAGCUUUUGUUCCUAAGUAAAGUUACGCAAAUAUGUGCGAGUAUUCGAAAAUGUAUAAUCCAAAAAAGAAAGAAAGAAAUAACAGCAAUUAAACAUAUAGAUAAUUGACUAUUAAAUGUAUUCAUGGAACUUUACUGUGCAACAAACUUAUAUAGAAAGAAGGCAAAAACCAAAGAAACCAAAGAACUCUUGAAAUCUAGUGAAAAUAUACAAAGCUAUUUAUUUUGCAGCCAUUUUGUUUAUGUGCAAUCAUUAUAAUGGUAUUACGCGAUUGAAAUUGAAGAUGAAAGAUGAAACCGGACAGUUCAACGAUUAAAUUAAGCGCUAGACACACAAUACGUUACGUUACGUUGGUUAUCCAAGGGAGUUGUUUAUUUAACAGAGCAAGGCAGAGGCAGUUACCAAUAUGUAUGUAUAUUUCAAUGUUACGAGUAAUAGAGGAGAUGGAUUCGUAGAGCCUAUAUAAACAUAAAUGUACGUACGUGUAACGAUAUGAUGAUAUUAGAUCUCACACACUCCACUCCACAUGCCACAGACCACACACCACAAUUCACCAGACACCGAAAGCCCAUCCGAACGCAUAGAGAAAUACAUAAAACUUUGCCGCACAUAUUGUACUUAUACCUUGUUCUAAAAAUACAAAAACUAUACUACAAUUAAAGUGUAUUAUUACUAAUUGAUUCAACAAGCGCCUGCCCAAAGUGCUACUUUGCCUACUAGACACACACAUUUUGGGGCACAAACAAAACAAAUCGACGAGAAUAAUAUGUUAAAUUACAAAAAUAAAUCGAAAAAGAAACAAAAAGAUAAAGAAAGAAGUGAGGGUUAAAUCGAAGAUCCAAUUCCAAAUGCAGGUAUUUUUAGCAAUAUUCGUAGCGUGUACAAUAUGUCGCUCCCCUUAAAGCUUAUUAGUAAAUCUCGUUCAAUGUCCAUUUCGUACUCACCCAGACGACACUUCACAUGCAUAUAACCAUUAUCAGAUAUAAAUCCAAUAUAUGUAUGUAAUAACCAACAUAAUGACAAGUGUUUAGAAAAGCGUUUCGAUUUUUGUUUCGAUUUUAACCGAAAAGAAGAAAAAACACAAAUUGUAUACACAACAAAAACCAAAAACACACCUAUGAGAGUCCCGGAAAUUGGAAUAAGAAAGGAACUUCAGUUCACGGAAGGAAAGCGGGCGGAAAUCUAAGGGAAAGAUGUAAGAAAACCAGAAGACAAGAAAAAACAAACGGAAAUGAGAGUAUAUAUAUACAUAUAUAUAUAUAUAUGAACCGUAUAU
This is a messenger RNA of Drosophila serrata, 2745 nucleotides long. It is a transcript of the gene nSyb, whose product is annotated as neuronal Synaptobrevin. The record is from RefSeq and is a predicted model, not a curated record. Gene Ontology annotation, cellular component: membrane. Gene Ontology annotation, biological process: vesicle-mediated transport. NCBI's taxonomy places the organism in Eukaryota, Metazoa, Arthropoda, Insecta, Diptera, Drosophilidae.